Aspergillus saccharolyticus JOP 1030-1 is the source of this 1356-nucleotide messenger RNA. Its product is annotated as A4/G1 family peptidase. NCBI's taxonomy places the organism in Eukaryota, Fungi, Ascomycota, Eurotiomycetes, Eurotiales, Aspergillaceae. Gene Ontology annotation, molecular function: glutamic-type endopeptidase activity. The coding region runs from base 16 to 1059 and encodes 347 amino acids. The record is from RefSeq and is a predicted model, not a curated record. Gene Ontology annotation, biological process: proteolysis. The transcript has 2 exons.
UGAAGCAACAGCACCAUGAAGUUCACCUCUCCUCUCGUCAUGAGCGCCCUCCUGGCCGGUACCGCGCUGGCCGCGCCGCAUGACGUCCCGCAGCGCCGUCAAUUCGGCGGCGGCAACGGGGGGUUCAAUGGUUUCCCCGGGGGUGGGUUUGGGGGUGGUUUCACAAGUAGCGGCAUGAACCAAGGCCCGGGCCAGGGCCAGGGCCAGCCCGCCGCGAACUGGGGGGCUUCUCUCCCCAGCGCCAGCUUCAACGCUCCCCAGCAGCAGCAGCAGCAGCCCACCCAGACUCUGGCGCCUACCAGCUACGCUGCUGCUGCUGCCACCUCUACUAGUGCAACAUCCACCCCUGCUCCGACCGACGCGAACCACCGCGCCAGCACCAGCAACAGCGCGGACUACAUCGUCAACGAGAACUGGGCGGGAGCGGUACUGGAGUCCGCGCCCGCCUCCAGCGCGACGUACACCUACGUCGCGGCGACCUUCACCCUCCCCUCCGUGACCCCGACGGCCGCCGCCUCCAGCAGCGACACGCAAGCGGUCUCGUUCUGGGUGGGGAUUGACGGGGCGACGGCGGGCAACUCGAUCUGGCAGACCGGGGUGGACAUUUACGUGGACAGCAACAACGCGACCUCGUUCGCCGCGUGGUACGAGUGGUACCCGGCCAACUCGGUGGACGUGGAGAUGGAGUUCUCGAUCGGCGACGUGGUGUUCGCCUCGGUGGAGGCGACGAGUGACUCGGCUGGCACGGCGGUGAUCGAGAACAUGACGACCGGCAAGAAGAUCACGAUGAGUGCGACGGCGCCGGACAGCAGCUCGAAGCUGCAGGGCCAGAAUGCGGAGUGGAUUGUGGAGGAUCUCGCGGUGGACGGCGAUGGGUUGACCUUGGUGGACUUCGAUGAGGCCUUCUUCACCGGCUGUGUGGCCAAGACCGCCGAUGGGAAGUCGUAUAACCUCGACAGUGGCGCCGCCCUGUAUGCCGUGCAGGAUACGUACAGUGAUAGUGUGCAGGCGGUGCCGGAGAUCUUGAGCAGUGAGAAGUUGCAGGUCACGUUUCAGUAGAGACGAGGCUGUGAGAAUGUGGGGGUUGUGCUUGGGGUGGUAAUAAUAUAGGUGAAUACUUGUACGAUUAUGCUCCAUUAUUAGUAGAUGACUUCACCUCAUCAUCUUAUAGAAACAACACUAGUAUAUAUACUCGCAAAGCACACCUUACCCCCAUGCAAGUAUAUCGAAAAGAAACACCCAACACCGACAUUACCCACUCAUCAGUCAUAGAGAUCUCCCCAACCCCUCCCCGUCGUCCUCCCAUCCCACACCACCACCGGCCUCGGCGCCGCAAUCUGCACCAUCUCCUCCGAG